CGGCCGUUCAAAACCCCGGUGCUGGCCAACUCUCUCCACUCUGAGUCUCCCGGGAGAGGGAGCGUGGGCUGCCCGCUAGGAAGGGGUCGCAGCUACCCCACGUGAAAACGGGCGGUGCUGGGGCGUGUGCGCACCUCUCCUACAGCAGCCCCCAGCGUCGCCCGGGGGCGGGGAUAGGUGGGCGCCAAGGCGGGAAGUGUGGAGAGCGCUGCGGGGCGGGGAGUGGGCGGUGCAGAGCGAAGGGUCCUCCGGCCCCCUCUGCUCCUCCACUCUCCGCUCUCGCACGUUCCGCGCUUCCCCUGCCAGCGAACGGAGCAUCCUCCAUCCCAACCCUCCUGCCAGGCUGAGCUGGAGACCCUAAGACUCGGGACCGCAGAUCCAGAAACCCCACGCUCCCUCGGCCAGGAAAACCCUGAUGCGCAGUUACAGCGAGACUGGAGGGACUUGAUAUUCUCACCUACAGAGCUGCCAUUCUCCGGUCCCUCAAAACCAGACGUCACAUUGGGAAAGCUGCUGGACUUAAUCUUUAAAAUAAUCCCCCGGAGAGGGUGGCUGGCAUCGUCUGGCCCCGUGGCCCGGAGAGUUGGCCUUGGCUGACAGAGACUCGUUUUGUAUCGGAAGAGAGAGAGGGAGUGUAGGAGCGCGGAGCAUCCUGUGGAGGAGAUGCCUUUUGAAAACCAUCCAGAGCAGCGGUAGAAACAGUUUUGUGUUGCUUUGUUUUGUUUAUAUACUGAUUUUUUGGUGUGUGAAAUGCUAUUUUGGUUAAAAGAAGAAAUGGCCCCCCAAGAGCUCACCCGACGACUGGCCACCGUGACCACUCAUAUCGAUGAAAUUAUGCAGCAGGAGAUCAGGCCCUUGUUGGCAGUGGAUAUCAUUGAACCACUUCACAGACAAUUUGCCAUUCUUUCAGGAGGCCGAGGGAAAGACGGCGCCCCCAUCAUCACUUUCCCAGAGUUUGUGGGGUUCAGACACAUCCCGGAUGAGGACUUUCUGAAUGUCGUGACCUACCUGACCAGCAUCCCCAGUAUGGAGGCUGCUGGCAUCGGAUUUGUCAUCGUUAUCGACAGACGAAGGGACAAGUGGAGCUCCGUAAAAGCGUCCUUGACACGAAUAGCCGUAGCAUUUCCAGGAAACUUGCAGCUCAUAUUCAUCCUUCGUCCAUCUCGCUUCAUCCAGAGGACACUCACUGACAUUGGCAUUAGAUACUAUCGAGAUGAGUUUAAAAUGAAAGUACCGAUUAUCCUGCUAAGUUCCAUCUCUGACCUUCAAGGCUACAUUGACAAAAGCCAACUGACAGAGGACUUGGGGGGGACUUUGGAGUAUCGCCACAGUCAGUGGAUAAACCAUCGAACUGCCAUAGAAAACUUUGCCUUGACAUUGAAAACCACUGCCCAGAUGCUUCAGAUGUUUGGGGCCCACCUGGCCACGACAGAGCUUCCCAGAGGCGUGCCAUCCACCGAAGAGCUUCUGCUGUCCCACACAAGGCAGCGGGACAAGCUGCGGGAUGAGCUGAAGUUACUUGGAGAGCAAGGAGCCACAUUGCUGGCAUGUAUUCAAGAACCAGCAACCAAAAGUCCCACUAGCAAACUCAAUCCCAAUGAACUUGAUAAUGUAGCUACCAUGGAAAGGUUACUGGUUCAACUGGAUGAAACAGAAAGAGCCUUUACACAGUUUUGGUCUGAGCAUCACCUGAAGCUUAAUCAAUGCCUACAGCUACAGCACUUUGAGCACAGUUUUUGUGAGGUUAAGCUUGCCCUGGACAACUUACUGGCAGAGCAAGCAGAAUUUACAGACAUCGGAGACAGUGUGAUUCGCGUGGAGCAACUUCUUAAGGAGCACAAAAAACUGAGAGAAAAAGGCCAGGAGCCCUUGGAAAAAGCCCAGCUGCUUGCCAUCAUCGGGGACCAGCACAUCCAAAGCCACCACUACGCAGCUGACUCCAUCAGGCCCAAGUGUGCGGAGCUCAGGCGCCUCUGUGCCGACUGCGUCAAUGAGAACAAGAAAAAAUACGACCUUUUAGGAAAGUCUUUGGAGUUGCACAGACAGCUGGACAAGGUCAGCCAGUGGUGUGAAGCGGGAAUCUACCUCUUGGCGUCCCAAGCUGUAGACAAGUGCCAGUCGCGAGAAGGUGUUGACGUUUCCUUGAAUGACAUUCAGGCAUUCCUGAGCACGGCGAAGGAGUACCAGUUGCCCAGCUCCAAGGAGUUUUACCACCAGUUUGAGUUGAUACUCACCCCUGACGUGGAGGCCAGAGCCCAGAGAGUCCUGCAGAAGCUGGGUGAUGUACAGGAAAUAUUUCACAAGAGGCAAAUGAGUCUGAUGAAACUGGCAGCCAGACAGACUCGUCCUGUGCAACCUGUGGCCCCCCACCCUGAGUCCUCCCCAAAAUGGGUGUCACCGAAAACCAGCCAGCCCUCCGUCUUGGCUCCUCCUCAGAAAACAUCUGAGCAACCCUCAGAUGUGGAGGCAGAUUUGAACUCCCUGGAAAAGGAAGCCGACAAGACUAAAUUUGAAGGCAAGAAUGAAGAAAUACUUGAAGGCAGUCACGAUGGGGAGAAGCCUGUGCUGGAGCAGCUCGACUGUCCUGAAAAUCUUUCCCCCAGCAGGCACAUUAUACGUGACUUGCUUGAGACUGAAGAGGCUUAUAUAAAAGAGAUGAAGAGCAUAAUUGAUGGUUAUAUCACUCCAAUGGAUUUUAUUUGGCUGAAGCAUCUGAUUCCAGACAUUCUGCAGAAUAACAAGGAUUUUCUCUUUGGGAAUAUUAGAGAACUUUACGAAUUUCACAACAGGACUUUUCUGAAAGAAUUGGAAAAGUGCACUGAAAAUCCUGAACUUCUGGCACGUUGCUUCCUCCAGAGAAAAGAAGAUCUUCAGAUCUAUUUUAAAUACCAUAAGAAUUUGCCCCGAGCUAGGGCAAUCUGGCAAGAAUGUCAAGACUGUGCCUACUUUGGGGUAUGCCAGCGCCAGUUGGAUCACAACCUCCCUCUUUUUAAGUAUCUUGGAGGACCGAGCCAGAGACUCGUAAAAUACCAGAUGCUGUUGAAGGGUCUGCUGGAUUUGGAGUCUCCUGAGGAUUUGGAGGCAGACCCAGGUGACCUAGGAGGAGGUUUGACUAAGAAGGGGCCAAAGAGGACCGAGGAUUCUACAUCCUUAGCUGAACUACACCAGGCUUUGGCCGUGGUGGAGGAUUUGAUCAAGUCCUGUGAACUGGCCGUGGACCUGGCCGCAGUCACUGGAUGCCCGGACGACAUCAGACAAAUGGGCAAGCUGCUGAUGCAUGGCUCCUUCAGCGUCUGGACAGUGCACAGGGAUGGCUACAAGAUGAAGGAUUUUAUUCGCUUUAAGCCCAGCCAGAGGCAAAUCUACCUAUUUGAAAGGGGAAUAGUGUUCUGUAAGAUACGAAUGGAGCCCAGUGACCAGGGCCGCUCUCCUCAUUACAGCUUUAAGAAGUCUAUGAAGUUGACGACACUGUCAAUUCACCAACUUGAAAGGGGGAGCAACAGAAAGUUUGAAAUUGCCAGCCGAAAUGGACUUGAGAAAUACAUCCUGCAGGCAGCCUCGAAAGAAAUCAGAGAUUGUUGGUUUUCGGAAAUAAGUAAAUUAUUGAUGGAACAACAAAACAAUAAUAAAGAUGUUUGUGAGGAUGAAGACAAUGACAGACAAACUUCUCCCAAAUGCUGCUCCCUCAAGGCUCCUAUUUCCACGGAGAUGGUCGGUAGUGAAGGGACAGAGGAUAUGCAGAAGGAGGGCAGCGCUCUGGGUCUCUCGGGACUUUUCCAGUUGGAUGACAGUUAUGAUGCCUGUGCUGCCACGUCUGUUCUGGACACACGAGGAAGCAUCCAGGGAGAAAAAGAAGGUGAUGAUGAGAAGGACACGUGAGUGUGAACAAGGAAAGAAAACUACCAUGUUGAGAAGACACUGAAGCAGCCCGGUGACAAGACCCACAUGCGAGACCUGAAGCCUCUUGCCAGCAGCACGUGAAUGAGCCACGUUGGACGCAGAUUCUCCAGCCCCAGUGAAGCCUUCAGGUGGCUUCUGUUCCAGCUGAUUUCUUGGUUCAAACCACAUGAGAGACCCAGAACCAGAAGAACCCAGCUAAGAUGUCUAUGAACUCAUUACCAGAGGACCA
Molecule: messenger RNA, 4129 nt
Organism: Phyllostomus hastatus (greater spear-nosed bat)
Lineage: Eukaryota; Metazoa; Chordata; Mammalia; Chiroptera; Phyllostomidae
Gene: MCF2L2
Product: MCF.2 cell line derived transforming sequence-like 2
Exons: 29
Coding region: 751-3879 (1042 amino acids)
Cellular component (GO): cytoplasm
Molecular function (GO): guanyl-nucleotide exchange factor activity
Source: RefSeq, a predicted model, not a curated record